AUGUCCGUCAACUCUCCUUCCCCCGCCCAAUCCUCCUCGCCGCUCGGUCGGAAUCGCAGCUCCCUGCUGUCCAAGUUUUGUUCGCCUUUUUCCCAAAGGAAUCGCAGCGUCGCCGAUUACUACAUCGAACCCGACGACCCGUGGCGCGCCUAUUUCCCGGGGGAUGUAAUCAAGGGGACCGUCGUGCUCACCGUGGUUCGCCCCGUUCGCAUCACGCAUCUAGUGGUCUGUCUACAUGGUUUUGUCAAGGUUUUUAAGAAUACUGUUCCCUCAGGGGAGACGUCUCCGGAUGCGGGAUUCCUGGGGCCUGGGCGCGGGCGUCGAGGCGCUGAAUAUUUGGGCAACGGGUUGGCCACCUUGUUUGAGGAUGAGGUCGUCCUGUGCGGUGAGGGUCGUCUUAAGGAGGGCGUUUACAAGUUUCGCUUCGAGAUGUCCUUCCCACCAUACCCUCUGCCGAGUAGUAUUAGCUUUGAGCGAGGCACCAUUACCUAUAUGCUUACGUCCACCCUAACCAAACCGACCACUAUGAACCCCACCCUUUCGUGCCGCCGACGUGUGAAUUUAUUGGAAAACAUCGACAUUGCGCCCUUCCCUGCUCCCCGAGCGCGAGUGGUCACCCUAGAACCCGUCUCGCGACGUUCCAAGUCCAAAGCCAAGGUGAAGUCUGGAGAAUCGGACACGGGGCCAGAGUCAACAUCGCAAGAGCCGUCGGUCAAUGGGACGGGCUCUGCAGACAACCGGCCGCCGCUUAGCCCGGCCCCCAGCAAUGUAAGCUCGUCGAGUCGGCUCAGUAACAGCAGUCAAAGCUUCCAAAUCGCCAGCGAUCCCAGUUCCUCCGCCAGCACCGGGGUCCGGAACAGCGAGGCCCGAAGUAUCACGCCGUCCAUGGCCGAUAAAACAAUUACAGCCAAGACAGAAGUUUUACGCGCGGGCGUGCUACCGGGGGACACGCUACCGAUCAAAGUCACUAUCAACCAUUGCAAGCAAGUGCGCAGCGCACAUGGCAUCAUUAUCACUCUGUACCGCCAAGGGCGCAUUGAUCUACAUCCGGCGAUUCCCAUGGGGACGUCGGCGGAAGGCAAGAAGCCGGUCUAUGAAGACUAUUAUCCUCGAUCGCGGACGGGUCUGGGGGGUCUCACGAUUGGCACGAGUCGAACCAGUAGCGUCUUCCGGAAGGACCUCACCCAAACCUUUGCACCCUUGGUUGUUGAUCCGUCCAAUUUGACCGCCGUGGUCAAGACGUCAAUCCGCGUUCCAGAAGACGCCUUUCCUACUAUUACCCGAACCCCGGGGAGCAUGAUUAACUUCCGAUAUUAUGUAGAAGUGGUGGUCGACCUUCGGGGCAAGCUGGGCUCCCCCGAUCGGUUCCUGCCGCGGUUCAACUUGGUCUCGUCCGGGAGUAAUUUCUCCCCCAGUGGCCAGAUCUUAAAUCCUGCCGACACAAAGGGGAACGUGAUCACUGCAAAUUGGGCAGGGAACAUCCUGGAUACCGACCAGAUUCGACGCGAGAAAGGCGUCGUGGCUGUGGCUUUUGAGGUGGUGAUCGGAACGAGGGACUCCCACAGGAAAAAGGGCCAAGCGAGGCGCACAUCUUCCACGGCCGCGGCCUCGGACCAUCAGCUAUCGCAGGCACCAGCGGAGGUGGAUGGCUGGCUGACAGAUCAGAGUCCGAUGCCCACCUCCGAAGGAGAGCCAUACCCGACGCAGGAGGAGUACGGAUUCUCCCACGAGUUGCAGUGGAUCGAUUACUCGGACGAAGCACAACAUCAACAGUCGUAUCAGUCGCUGGGCCAGAUGGUCUCCACGCCGCCGUCUGAGGAGCCGAUUGACGAGAAAACUCGUAUACGACGGGCCGAGCAAGUGUUACUACCAAGCCAACCGCCAGGGGAGCCGGGGCCGUCGACCGAGAUCCCAACGGCUCCUGUGUUACCCGAAGACGACCGGCUCCAUGACUACCACCACUUGCCGUCCCCGGCUGCAGAAGCAGUACCACCCGGAUUGAUAUCCGCCGAGUCCGUGCACACCGUGGUACCCGGGAGCAGUGCCAUGGCCGAAGCAGUGGCUGGGACGCCUGCAGACGACAAGCUAGAGUUAGAACGGCAGCGGCUGAUGAUGGAGACCAGCUCCCCAUGCGACGUUGACACAUCUCAUGGGGCAUCGACGGAUGGACCGAGUGCACCGGUGUUCCAUGAAGAGGAUGACCAUCAGCUUGUGGGGGGCAUGGCACAUGGUGAUGAGUCUCUGCCACGCUAUCAGCGAUAG
Molecule: messenger RNA, 2262 nt
Organism: Aspergillus tanneri
Lineage: Eukaryota; Fungi; Ascomycota; Eurotiomycetes; Eurotiales; Aspergillaceae
Gene: rim8
Product: pH response protein PalF
Exons: 2
Coding region: 1-2262 (753 amino acids)
Biological process (GO): ubiquitin-dependent endocytosis
Cellular component (GO): cytosol; plasma membrane; cytoplasm
Molecular function (GO): protein-macromolecule adaptor activity; ubiquitin protein ligase binding
Source: RefSeq, a predicted model, not a curated record